AUGGAUGCGGAUUCGGAAUGCCAGAAACGUCGCAAUGGACACCUCGUGUCUGUGUCCACUCAGUCUGAGGGCUACUUCGUGGGCUCCCUCAUCAAGAACAGUGGGACAGCACCCUCUCUUGUCUGGAUUGGACUCCAUGACAACACAGAGACUAAACCCAAUGCAGGUGGAUGGGAGUGGAGUAAUGGCGAUGUGUUGAACUAUGAGGCCUGGGAGAAAGGAGUCCCUACCAAAUCCGGGUACUGUGGGGCUGUUCUAAGCCACACAGGCUAUGAAAAAUGGCAAAAUUAUGACUGUCUGUUUGUACUGCCAUACGUCUGCAAGUUUGAGAGCUAA
Molecule: messenger RNA, 336 nt
Organism: Sorex fumeus (smoky shrew)
Lineage: Eukaryota; Metazoa; Chordata; Mammalia; Eulipotyphla; Soricidae
Product: lithostathine-like
Exons: 4
Coding region: 1-336 (111 amino acids)
Biological process (GO): positive regulation of cell population proliferation; venom-mediated disruption of cell wall in another organism; antimicrobial humoral immune response mediated by antimicrobial peptide
Molecular function (GO): signaling receptor activity; oligosaccharide binding; peptidoglycan binding
Source: RefSeq, a predicted model, not a curated record